Molecule: messenger RNA, 1778 nt
Organism: Carya illinoinensis
Lineage: Eukaryota; Viridiplantae; Streptophyta; Magnoliopsida; Fagales; Juglandaceae
Product: transcription factor bHLH63-like
Exons: 7
Coding region: 312-1619 (435 amino acids)
Biological process (GO): regulation of DNA-templated transcription
Cellular component (GO): nucleus
Molecular function (GO): DNA-binding transcription factor activity; protein dimerization activity
Source: RefSeq, a predicted model, not a curated record
ACCCCACCCAUCCUCUCCUUUUCCUCUCUACCAUGUAUGGCCGGGUACAACGAGCUAGCACACCCAUACAUACUACGUAACAAGUAAUCGUAAGCAGCACAGUACAUUUGGCUCACAACCACAGAGGCCUCUUGUUCUGUGCAUCAGUUAGUGGAAUUUACCUAAUCCCAAGUCGAUAUUACCAGUACACCACCUUUUUGUUCACCAAGCGCACUGCGUAGUACAUUAUCAGAACAAAAGCUGUUGCCUUUUUUUUACUUUUCCACUCCUUGUUUCUUAAAAAGGUUCUCUUGAGUUUUGUUGGGGAGGUGAUGAACAGGGCGUUACCGGAGAUGUUGCACUGUCUAAGCGGGCCGGGGAACGGUACGGACAUUACGGUGCUGGAGAGGCAGAGGACUCGCGUGAAGUGGCAGCACCAAGAACAACAGAACUAUUUUGGUGUGUUUUUGGAGCCAAGUCAGGCGGGUCAAGUUGGGAAUUUUCAGGAUUUGGUGGGGGAUGGCCGCUGCGGUUCGGUGCUCCGUCAUGUGGUGACCCACUCAGUGAAGCCAGACCCAGGUUUGGAAAAUGGGUGGCCUGAGUUAGGCAGGUAUGAGUUGCCGGACCUGGGGUUUGGGUCUGCUGUGUUGAUGAAUGGGAGUGCUGCAGGUUUUGAAAUGAACUCUACCAUUACAAGGACUUCUAGCUGCCCACACACGGAGGCCCAAGUGGCGCCCGAAGCUAAAGGCAAAGUGUCAGAGCCGGCGGAGAAGAUGAGUUCUACGGUCGGGAGGGAGAGCUACAAGAAGAGGAAGGCUGAUAAGGUGCAGAACACCAAGGUUGUUGCGGAAGACGACGCCAAAGACAAGAGGAGCAAAGUAUGUGCAGAAGAGGGGGAAUCAAAGAUCACCACAGAACAAACCAGGACCAAAAACACCACCACUCACCCGAAUAACAGGGAGACUUCUGCGGAUACUUCAAGGGAGAAUUCAAAAGCUUCCGAAGUUCAAAAGCCCGACUAUAUUCAUGUCCGGGCACGUCGUGGUCAGGCCACAGACAGCCACAGCCUAGCUGAGAGAGUGAGAAGGGAGAAGAUCAGUGAGAGAAUGAAGUAUCUACAAGAUUUAGUACCAGGGUGCAACAAAGUCACAGGGAAAGCUGGAAUGCUUGAUGAAAUCAUCAAUUAUGUCCAAUCCCUUCAACGACAAGUAGAGUUUCUGUCCAUGAAACUAGCUACUGUGAACCCGAGGCUUGACUUCAACAUUGAGGACUUGUUCGCAAAAGAGAUCUUUCCUGCUUGCUCAGCCAAUUUCCCAACAAUUGGAAGUUCAUCCGAGAUGACUAAUCCUGCCUAUCUUCAGAUCAACCCAGCACAACAAAUGGUUGCAUGUUGUGGGUUGGAGAUGGGGGUGAAUACACCUGAUCUCAUGGCACUUCGACGAACCAUCAGUGCACCUGUAUCGCUCCCUGAAACUUAUUUCGACGCAUCCUGCUUCACUCAACUCCAGCCUCCUUCAACUUGGGAUGCUGAUUUACAAAACCUUUUCAAUCUGGAUUCCAAUCAAGGAAGAUCGAUUUCCUUCCCAUCCCAACCAUUUACAGGUUCCAUCGAGGCCAGCAAUUUGAAGAUGGAGACCUGAAUAAAAAGUAUCCAUCAUACAAUUUCUUGGCCGAGUUCACUCAAUGAAGGCUCUGUUCCAUAUUCUUUUUUGAUUUUUAAUGUUAAAAUACGUAACGUAUAUAGUUGUAUUUCUACUUGCCUUAUAGUAUGAAUAAGAUCAAUGCCUACUUGUCAACAA